This is a messenger RNA of Acanthopagrus latus (yellowfin seabream), 1667 nucleotides long. RefSeq names its product leucine zipper and CTNNBIP1 domain containing (gene lzic). NCBI's taxonomy places the organism in Eukaryota, Metazoa, Chordata, Actinopteri, Spariformes, Sparidae. The transcript has 7 exons. Gene Ontology annotation, molecular function: beta-catenin binding. The record is from RefSeq and is a predicted model, not a curated record. The coding region runs from base 168 to 737 and encodes 189 amino acids.
GUAACCAUAUUUAAAAGUGGUUAUUUCUCAACGAAUCACAAUUUAAGGAUUUAGAUUAGAUUCUCAUGUGCACUCGUCAAGCGUGUGCAAAUAUUUCAGUUAUCGGACGACUGGUUUAAAACUGUUUACAAAGUGAGACCUGGUGUUAUAUACGACUUGAACUAAGGAUGGCUUCUCGCGGGAAAUCAGAGACUGGAAAGUUGAGGCAAAACAUGGAGGAGCAGCUUGACAGACUGAUGCAGCAGCUUCAGGAUCUGGAGGAAUGCAGAGAAGAGCUGGAUGAGGAGGAGUACGAGGAGACAAAAAAGGAAACCUUGGAACAGUUGAGUGAAUUCAAUGACUCCCUGAACAAGAUCAUGACGGGAGACAUGACACUUGUAGAUGAACUCAGUGGAAUGCAGCUGGCGAUCCAAGCUGCCAUCAGCCAAGCGUUCAAGACCCCAGAGGUGAUCCGACUUUUUGCUAAGAAGCAGCCAGGACAGCUGAGGACCAGACUAGCAGAGAUGGACCGAGACGUCAUGGUGGGGAAACUGUCACGGGAUGUGUACACGCAGCAGAAAAUGGAAAUCCUCACAGCCUUGAGAAAACUUGGAGAGAAGCUCACUUCGGAGGAUGAGACUUUCCUCGCUGAAAAUGCCACAGCAACUCUGAGCCAGUUUGAAAAAGUGACUGCAAACUUAGGCUCCGAAGACAAAAUUCUGGCCUUAGCUAGCUCUGGUGUGAAAACCAAGGUGUAGUGAAUCUACAAAACGCUAAUUUUAUCUCUGUCCUUGUUAUCAUCAAGAAAGAAAUGUGCCAAUUGAUUUUGUAAAUAAUCAACGCACUUGUAGGUGCUGCUGUAGAUGCUAACACUUUUUAACAGUAUUGUUUUAUACAUGGCAACUUUUGUAAAUGUCUUUUAUGUGUGUAGUUUGGUGUAAAAUUGUAUUGAUAGGUACGAGCAUGUUAUUUGUUAAAUAUGAAAAUAUGUACAUGAAUGUGAAGGAUAGUCAGGGCAGUUCAAGAGAAAUGUUCUGUUGUGAUUUGGUUGGAUUUCUAUGAGUCUUAAGACCUGAUUAUUCAACAUGAAUGUUUUUAAAGUGUUGUUUUCCUGUACGAAUGCUGCAAAUAUUCAAGCUGUCAAUGUAUUUUAACCAAAGUGUCUACAGGAAUUUGGACAAAAUAACAGAUCUACCAACCGAAAAAGAACUUUUAAGUAACAAAAUUAUACUACAGUUUGUUUACAGAGUGCAUGCAUUGGUGGUGUUAGGAUGCUGGAAUUUAUUUCUCUGAUAGAGUACCUUAAAAAAUAUGGAUGUUUGAUACCACAUGGAAAAAAUUACACAGAAAAAUGACUGUAGUUAAAAUGAAAUCUCACUCUUUAGAUCAGUUCUCUCAUGUGAGUCAACUUGCUGUCCGAGAGAUAUCAUGUAUCCAUGUUGCAGUAAACGACCAUUGAAACUGUUUUAAAUAUUCAGCAUCAAUAUGUAUUGAAAAAUCCGCAUUUCUGACACUGCUUGCACAUGUCAUGUGCAGCAUGCACUGAUCAUACACCGAUCGGCCAAAACGUAAAGCAGGUGAACAAGUGAAAAACAUUGAUCAUCUCGUUACAGUGCAAUGCCUCCAUCAGAGGUGUCACAAUAUGGCGAUAUUCACGAUAAACUUUAUAUUAAAAAAUCAAAGUAUUA